CGUCAUAUCCGGCGUCAUAUGUCAACGCACCCUGCUUGCUAAACUAGCAAAACAAGAGGCACAAAUAAUUAACUAAUAAUAGUGCUUUUAAAGCAUAUGUGACGUAUAAUAGUUGGCUCGUAGCAGUAUUAAUGUAUCGUCACAAUGUUGUGAUGUCUUUAUCAAGUGAAAAUGAUAUACCUUUCGUCUGCACAGUAUUUCCUCAUUGGUUUUAAUUUUCUGCAUAUAUUUGGAAGUGAUUGUGGUCCAGCCGAAUACAAAAAGUUUGAUGGGCAGUGCUGCCCAAUGUGUGGUAAAGGCUUGGUGGUCCGGAGAGAUUGUACAAUAGAGUCCAGCACAUCUUGUAUACCCUGUAUCAGAGGGACCUUCAUGAACGAGGCCAAUGGUCUAACCAAGUGCUUUCCCUGCAGUUCCUGUGACCCAGGACAGGGCCUGUUCACUCAGACCGAGUGCAAACCAACAAGUAACACAGUCUGCCACGUUUUAGAUGGAUACUACUGUAGAAGCUACUCAUCCAACUCUGAGUGUAGCUUUGCAGUAGAACAUACACACUGUUCACCGGGACAGAGUACUAAAUCACCUGGUACAAAGACAACAGAUACCAUGUGUGAGGAGUGUCAGCAUGGCUUUUACUCACAAUAUGGUGUGAACUGCACUGCUUGGACUGAUUGUGCAGCAAAGGGACGCGUGAAGACUGAAGAUGGAAAUUCUAGACAAGAUGUUAUUUGUAACAAAGUGGCACCAAGGAUCCAUAUCACUCUAAUAGCUCCAAUAUUAUUAUUAUGCCUAACAGUUGCUGCACUGUUUGGUUUCUACCUGGCAAGAGCUAAACGUAAAAAAGAGUUCCAUGGAUUCUCUGAGGUUCCUGUGCAAGAAACGGGACAUCAACAAGUAUCUACCAGUAACUCCCUAGAGGAAACAGCAGAAAAUGUGCCUGGUAAUGUUGUAGCUGAUGUUCCACUAAACUGAGGAAGUGCCAUGAAUGCAUGCAGAUACCCAGAAGGCACCUGCAUUUUGACUAAUAAGUGCACUUAUCUGGAGUAGACUAUUUAAUACAGGCACAGAAAUUGGUUAACUUUAUCCACCUGUUCUUAUAUCUACCAAAACAUUGUCACUUUUUACUUACAUGUUUUAUAUUAACAGUACCUGUGCAUUUAACAUAAAUAUUAAAAUGUCCCUGUUUGAAACACCUGAA
Messenger RNA from Oncorhynchus tshawytscha (Chinook salmon), 1195 nucleotides. RefSeq names its product tumor necrosis factor receptor superfamily member 14-like. NCBI's taxonomy places the organism in Eukaryota, Metazoa, Chordata, Actinopteri, Salmoniformes, Salmonidae. Gene Ontology annotation, cellular component: external side of plasma membrane. Gene Ontology annotation, molecular function: protein binding. Gene Ontology annotation, biological process: defense response to Gram-positive bacterium; positive regulation of cytokine production involved in immune response; positive regulation of peptidyl-tyrosine phosphorylation. The transcript has 10 exons. The coding region runs from base 172 to 969 and encodes 265 amino acids. The record is from RefSeq and is a predicted model, not a curated record.